Grus americana (Whooping crane) is the source of this 492-nucleotide messenger RNA. RefSeq names its product serine protease inhibitor Kazal-type 6-like. The transcript is spliced from 4 exons. Lineage: Eukaryota; Metazoa; Chordata; Aves; Gruiformes; Gruidae. The record is from RefSeq and is a predicted model, not a curated record. Gene Ontology annotation, molecular function: protein binding. The coding region runs from base 182 to 424 and encodes 80 amino acids.
CAAUAAUGGCUUUAGAAAUGAAGUGGAGAAGUUCUCACAAUUAAGGUGGGGAAUGAGGACAGCUACGAAUGGGCACAUAAAUACACAGAAAGGCAGGUCUGUGUGCACACUGUGGGCUCCGGUGCUGAGACGACACAUCCCGCACAGAUCGCUUGGCUUGGACUAAAGAGCUACCUGCAGCAUGAAGGCAACAGGUGCUUUAGUGCUUCUCAGCCUGCUGCUGCUCUCUUUCUUCUCAGAUGUAGCAGGUCAAGACAUUGAAGAGAUUUGUAGAGAAUUUGUAAACAGAAGCGUGUACUGCACAAGGGAGUCCAACCCUCACUGCGGCACGGAUGGCAUCACGUACGGAAACAAAUGCGCCUUCUGCAAGGCAGUGCUGAGAAGUGGAGGGAAAAUAAGAUUGAAGCACCUGGGGAAAUGCUGAGUCCUCCCUGCCACCGAGCACCAGCAGCUGAGCCCCCAUCAGCAACGGCCGCAGACGCCUGCGCAUGG